Molecule: messenger RNA, 2381 nt
Organism: Jaculus jaculus (lesser Egyptian jerboa)
Lineage: Eukaryota; Metazoa; Chordata; Mammalia; Rodentia; Dipodidae
Gene: Cnr2
Product: cannabinoid receptor 2
Exons: 2
Coding region: 141-1214 (357 amino acids)
Biological process (GO): cannabinoid signaling pathway
Cellular component (GO): membrane
Molecular function (GO): cannabinoid receptor activity
Source: RefSeq, a predicted model, not a curated record
CAGUAAGCACACAUCAGUGACCACACUGGCGCGAGCGAGACAAAAGUACCAGCCGCGGCCACCCGGGGCCCCCACUUCUAGGCUGACUGCAGGGCGCAGCUUUCUGGGCCAGCCCAGUGGAAGCCACGGGUUACUACCCCAUGGAGGGAUGCCAGGCGAUGGAGGCAGCCAACAGCUCUGAGGGUGACGUGGAUUUCAACCCCAUGAAGGACUACAUGGUCCUGAGCCGUGCGCAGCAGAUAGCCGUCGCGGUGCUGUGCACCCUGCUGGGGCUGCUGAGCGCCGUGGAGAACGCGGCCGUCCUCUGUCUCAUCUUGUCCUCCCACCGGCUCCGCAGGAAGCCUUCCUAUCUGUUCAUUGGCAGCUUAGCUGGAGCGGACUUCUUGGCCAGUGUGAUCUUUGCCUGUAAUUUUGUCAAUUUUCAUGUCUUCCAUGGUGUGGAUUCCAAGGCUGUCUUCCUGCUGAAGAUUGGCAGCGUGACCAUGACCUUCACAGCGUCUGUGGGGAGCCUGCUGCUGACCGCUGUUGACCGCUACCUCUGUCUGUGCUACCCACCUAUGUACAAAGCCCUCCUCACCCGUGGGAGGGCGCUGAUGGCACUGGGCAUCAUGUGGGCUCUCUCGGCAUUGGUCUCCUACCUGCCUCUCAUGGGAUGGACUUGUUGUCCCAGUCCCUGCUCUGAGCUUUUCCCACUGAUCCCCAACGACUACCUGCUGGGCUGGCUCAUUUUCAUUGCCACCCUCUUCUCUGGCAUCAUCUACACCUAUGGGCACGUCCUCUGGAAAGCCCAUCAGCAUGCAGCUAACUUGGCGGAGCACCAUAACAGGCAGGUGCCAGGGAUGAGCAGGAUGAGGCUGGACGUGAGGUUGGCCAAGACCCUGGGGCUGGUGCUGGCCGUGCUGUUCGUAUGCUGGUUUCCUGCACUAGUGCUCAUGGGCCACAGCCUGGUCAGCACGCUGAGUGACCAGGUCAAGAAAGUCUUCGCCUUCUGCUCCAUGCUGUGCCUCCUCAACUCCAUGGUCAACCCUGUCAUCUACGCCCUGAGGAGCGCUGAGAUCCGCUCCUCUGCCCGUCACUGCCUGGGUACCUGGAAGAAAUACGUCCAGGGCCUCGGGUCUGAGGGGAAGGAGGAAGGCCUGAGGUCCUCAAUCACAGAGACAGAGGCCGACAUCAGAACGACCACAGGUCUGGAUACUAGAGGCCCGAGCUGCUGAGCGUAGCAGUGCCUCUUUCUCAGCUGGAAACCACCCAAGUCAGAGAUCUGUGUGCUUCCUGGAGGAGAAGGUAGCUCUGGCCACUCCCAGCUGAGUAGUGCUGGGGUUUGUUUCUGGAGGGCAGCCUGGCCAUGCCAACCUGUGCGGUCUGCGGAGGGUGCUCUGUGGGAGUGGCUGGGGGAGCCUGAGGCUGAGGGCUUGGGCCAGGCUCUGUAAACAUCAGAAACCCUCCUGGGAAAGUGGCUUGGUGCCUUCCUCUAGAGGCCCCAAAAGCCAAAGGGGAACAGUGAUGACAGACUCAGAGGACGUCUGAGAAAAAGAGGAAGGGGGAGGAGGAUGUGUUCUUCGGGGAGCUCAGGGUAUCCUGGUCAGUGGGGUCACGGCCUGCAACGUUGUCAAUGCUCAGGUCUCUCACAGUGUGGACUCCAAGGUCGUCUUCCUGUUGAAGAAUCUCAGUGUGACUGUGACCCGCAAGCUCUUGUUCCUGCUUCAUGAUCAGGACCUCUUUGCUUCUAGAGGCAUCUGAGGCCCACCUUCAGGUCACCCCCACCCAGGAACAAGUGUAAUGAUGUGCUGAGGAAGGGUAUGGGCUGCCUUCUUUUAGAGAGAAUGCCAAGCCAUCAGCUCAGGCUAGUUUGUUGGAUAAGGCCCUCCUGACUUCUCAUGACCCCCGUGAGCCACUGUGAUGGCAUAGGACCCUGGGAGACCCAAAGGAGCCUGGGUUUACUAGACACUGAGACUCUUCAGAGCACGGUGUCCGCCUGUGUGUCCAUCCCUCUAUGUGAUGCUACCAAGAGCAAGGAGUGCCCCGGGUCUAACCCAGCUCCAGGAUCAAAAAAAGAUACUCAUCGAGAUCCUCUAGGUCCCAGGUUGUUUCCAGCACCUUCUCAACAGAGCCUCUUUGUUCAUGAAGCCCCUUUUUUCAUCUUGAAGGAUGAGUAAAGUGACUGGGGGAGGGGAGAUUCCCUGCCGUGAGCUAGAGCAAUGAACAAAGAACAAGUCUGACAUUCCUAAAUCCAUAGGCCCUGUAAGAACACAGCCCCUCGCUUUGGAAGAUCCCAGGGUGCCUGGGUUUUACCAAUCAGUGGAGCUUAAAACUGGAGGCAAGGGCUGGAGAGAUGGCUUAGUUAAGGUGCUUGUCUGCAAAGCCUAAGAACUCAUUUUCAA